AUGGGGUGUAUAAAUAGCAAAAUAAAAGAGAAAAGAAAAAUAAAAAGAAGAAAAAAGGGAAAAUGUAAUUUAAUAGGAAAUAUUGAAAGGAAUAAUGUAGGUACUAAAAAUGUAUCAACAUAUUUGAUAAAAGAAAAGAAUAAUGGAGAGCAUUAUGAAUAUAACGACAAUAAAAAUAUAGAGCGUAAUAAUGAUAAUAUUUAUAAUAAUGAUAAUAAUAAUAUUAAUUAUAAUAGUCCUUAUAUUUAUAAUAUUAAUAAUGAGAUUACUAAUAAUGUUGAUAACUCAAAAGAAAGAUUGUAUUACAAAAAAAAUAUAUUUAAGAAUAUUUCAAAUAAAUGUAGCGAUAAAAAAUUACAUACAAGUAGUGAUAAAGAAAAUGAUCCUUAUGUAAGAAAAAAUUCAACAAAUGAUAAAAGUAUAAAAAAUAAUGAUGAUGAUAAUAAUAAUAAUACAUUUUUGUUUAAAGAUAUUAAUGACAAGAAAUUGAAUAAAUCUUAUUAUUAUAAUGAGGUUUAUAAAAAUAUUGAAUCAAAUAAAUUUGAUAUUUGUAGAAGUAGAAGCAUGGAUUUAGACAAUAUAAACAUGAGUUAUAAAUUAACUGAAGAGAAGAAAAAAUAUAAAAUUAAAAAUUAUGAUAAUAAUAAAAAAAAAAAUGAUAAAUUAGUUAAGAAUUCUUUUAGUAAUAUUAUACAUACCAUUAGUAAUACACUGUUAAAUAGAAAAUCAUAUAUAGACAAUAAAUAUAAAAAACAAAAAAAAGUACAAAAUAUAUAUGAUGUGUUUGCUUCAUAUAAUAAUAAUAAGAAUGAUAAUUUUAUUGAUGACCAUCUUAAAAAAUUUCAAAAUGAGAAUGAUUUUUAUAUGUUAUAUUUAAAAAAUAAUUAUAAAAAUAAAAAGGAAGAAGAAAAAUUAUUAAAAAGUAUGAAGAAAAAUAAGGAUUUAUUAAUGUAUUAUCAUGAUUUUAAAAAUAUUAUAUUAAAAAGAAAUUCAUUCUUAUAUAUAUAUGAAUAUUAUAAAUAUAAUUGUGAUGUUUUUAAUUUAUUGUCUUUAAUGCCUAGUCAUAUAUCAGAAAAUAAACAAGCAUCAAAAAUAUUAUUUGAAAGCUCAUUCAUUGGAAAAUAUAUUAUAUUGCCAUGGAUAGAUAAUGAUCCAGAUAUUAAAAAUAAUCUUUAUUUGAAAUAUGUACAAAAUUAUUUAGAUAUAAAAGAACAAAUUCAAGAAAUAAAUCAUACUACAUAUAAGAAUAAACAAAAUCAACAAUUAUCAUAUUGUAACCUCUUUAAUAAUACAAUCAAUCAUAAUAAUCAUGAUGAUUAUUAUAAUUUAAAAAAAAAAAAAACUUCACACAAAAAAUAUAAAAAUCAAUCCAACUUUUCUUAUACAUCUCUUUUAUGUAGUCAUCUAUAUGAAAAUAAAAAAAAAAAAGGGAUUGUACUCAAUAAAAUGAAUAAAAAAAAUCUAUAUUUAAGAAAAAGAAAUGAAAAUAAAAAUAUACAUGUAACUACUAAUAAAACUAAUCUUAGUCUUCACAAUGUUUUUAAAAAUAACAUUCGAAAUAAUCUCAUGUAUAAUAAUACAAAAGAAUCUUAUAUCAAAAUAAAAAAAAUAAAAAAAAAAAAAAAAAUUAAUAAUAUGAAUAAUAUAAAAGAUAAUGAAAAGGGGAAUAUAAAAAAUGAACACUCAACUCAUGAACAAAAGGACUUUUUAAUUCACUCCAAAGAUAUCUAUAAAAUAGAUAUGACAUUAAAUGAUAUGUUCAGUCAAAGUGAAAAAAUUAAAUCAAUAAAUCAUAUAGAAGAUAUAGGUAUAAACGAAUAUACAAAACAAAAUAAAUUAAAUGACAAAAAAGAAUAUAAUAUAAAUCAAAAACAUUAUCAUAACACACAUGGUAUUAAUACAUUUAUAACACCUAACGAUGAUAAUAAAAAAAAUGAAAAAUGUGAUCAUAAUGUAUAUGAUUAUUAUAUUACUUCAUCCAUAAAUACAUUUAAAUCGAGGCCCUCUUCAUCAUCCAACCAAUAUGAAAACAAUAAUGAUGAUAAGAAGAAAAGGGAAAAUUUUAAAAUAAAUGCAAAAUAUCAAAAAAAAAAACAAAAUAACAACAAUAAUAAUAAUAAAAAUAAUAAUAAUAAAAAUAAUAGUAAUAUUUAUAAUAUUGUUAAACCUUCAUUCCUUUUUGAAGCAAGUUAUGUAGAAGAAAGUAACCAGAAGAAUAUUAUAGAACAUAAAAAAUAUCAAAAUGAUGAGAAAGGUCUAAGAAUACCUAUGAAAGAUAGUAGAAAUGAAAAAAAUAUAAAAAAGGAAUACAUUAAUGAUAUACAAUAUAAUAAUCUGGAGUGUUAUAACAAAGAAAGAGAUAAUAAAAUAUAUGAUGUUCAUACCUAUAGGAAUUAUAAAAGUGAGAAAGAAGAAAAACAUUAUGCCCAAAAUGUAGAAAAUGAAAAAGAAGGUAUAGGAGAAAAAAAUAAAAUUAAAUCAUACCUAAAAAGUAAUACAAACAAAUAUAAAAAAGUUGAAAAUAAUAGUUAUAAUAAAGAUGUAUAUAAUAAUAAUGGUAGUGAUAAUAAGAUAGAAAAAUAUGAAGAAAAUGAUAAACAAAAAAAAUAUAAACAUAACGAAUUGAAGAAUAUCAAAUUAGAAUGGGAGAAAUGUAUAUUAGAUAACUGUGAUCAUAAAUAUAUAGUAAAUGAGGAUUGUAUUAAAAAAAAUUAUAUGUGUUGUAAAAAAUGUGAUAAGAAAAGAUGUAUAUUUCAUUAUGUAAAUGGUUUUAAAUUAUAUGGAUGGUUGAAUUAUAAAUGGACCGAUCCCGAUGGGUUUUUAGAAUUAAGUAUUAGACAAAAAAAAAAAUUUGAUUCAUGGAAAAGAUUAUCAGAUUUAUAUGAGAAUCCAAUUGUUAUGUCUCCUUAUUUAUAUAAUAAUUGUAUAAGACAAGGUUUCGUUGCUGAUUGUUCAUUUUUGUCAUCAUUAACUGUAUUAAUAGAAUAUGAAAAGAAACAUAAGAUCCCAGUUAUUUCUAGUAUUAUAACUCCAUGUACUUGGAAUUAUUUAUCUGUAAAUAAAACAUGGCCUAUUUUUAAUCCUUGUGGUAUGUAUAUAUGUAGACUUCAUUGUAAUGGUAUACAAAGAAAAAUAAUUAUAGAUGAUUAUGUUCCAGUGAAGAACAAUAAUUCCUUGCUAGUAGCAUAUUCAAAUAAUCAAAAAGAAUUAUGGGUUACCUUAUUAGAAAAAGCUUUUGUGAAAUUGAUGGGAGGAUCAUAUUCUAUGUUUGGUUCUAAUCCUGGUUCUGAUUUGUAUUAUCUGACAGGUUGGAUACCAGUAACAAUAUCGUUGAAAUCUAAGAUCAGUAGUUCCCCCCCGUCUUUUGACAAGCAUAGUAUGCAUUCUUUGAUAAGGAAUGAAUAUAUAGAUGAAUAUAUAGAUGAAUAUAUAGAUGAAUAUAUAGAUGGGUAUAAUGAUGGGUAUAUAGAUGAAUGUACAUAUAAAAGUGAAAUCGUAAUGAUAAAUAACAAAUGUGAUAAAAAUGAUGAAUAUGUAGAUGACACAAGGUAUAACCAUAAUAAUAAAAAGGAUGGUGAUAAAUAUGACAAUGAUGAUAAUAUAGCACAUAAUGAUAAUAUACCACAUAAUGAUAAUAUACCACAUAAUUAUAAUAUACCACAUAAUGAUAAUAUACCAUAUAAUCAUAAUAAUUAUAAUUAUUGUUGUUUCUAUAAAGACGAUUAUGAGGUGGGAGGUAAACUGCAAAAACAAUUUCUGAAGGAAGAAUUAACUACUAUGGAUUUUUCCAAAUAUAUGAACGGAUCUGUAGAUAAUUAUAGUGAUUUGAUUAAAAGAGGAGGUUAUAAAACGUUGGGUAUAAAUUAUGAAGAAGGGAAAUAUGAAGAAUAUGAACAAUAUGAUUCUUAUGAAGAAUAUGAUGAAAAAUGGGAUAGUGUUUGGAAUAAUAUUUAUGAUGGUAUAAAAAAAGGAAAAUGUGUUGUAUGUUUAGGUACAUUAGAAUUAAAAGAUGCUGCUCCAUCGGGUUUAGAUUAUCCAGAAGGCGUUUCAAUAUCAACAGGAAUUGUAACAAGACAUGCUUAUUCAAUAUUAAAUAUAGAAAAUUAUAAUGGAGAUAAAUUAUUAUAUAUAAAGAAUCCAUGGGGUUGUAUUCGAUGGAAAGGAAGAUAUUCUCAUAAUGAUAUUGAAACCUGGACAAAAGAAUUACAAAAAAAAUUAAAUUAUUCUUUAGAAAAGGCUAUAAGUAAAGAUGAUGGUUGUUUUUGGAUUCCUUGGAAAGAUGUAAUAAAAUAUUUUUCACAUAUAUAUAUAUGUUGGAAUAGUGUUAUUUUCCCAUACCAAUUUGAGAUACAUACAAAAUGGGAAAAUAAUAAUUUAUUGAAUUCAUCCAUAUUAUUAGAUGAUACACAUUUAGUUGCAUACAAUCCACAAUUUGCUUUACAUUUAAAUGUAAAAAAACAAGAUUUAUCAGAAGAUGGUUUAUAUUAUAUAGGUAAGAAACCAAUAGAAGUAUGGAUACUUUUAUCAAGACAUGUAAGAGAACGUAAAAUUGAUGUGUCUCAAAAGUAUUUAGCUUUACAUGUGCACGCAGGUAAUGAUAGAAUUAUAUGUCCCUUAUUUCCUAUAAAACAGGGCAUAUACUCCAAUGGAGAGUGUACAUUUAUAAAGUUGAUAAUAGGUGGUAAGGAUGACCUUAUGAGUAUUAAUAUGAUGAGUGAAUCGAAAAAAGAAAUGAAUAAAAAUAAUAUACAAAAUGUGGAAAAUAGUAAUAAUUUAGAAAAUAUAAAAAAGGGGGUCAAUAUGAAUAAUAUGUUAAAUAAUGUGCAAAAAGGAAAUAGCACUCAUAGUAGUAGAAAGAACAAUAAUGUAGUCAUUGCUAAUGAUCAAACAAAUAAUACGAUCCCAUAUAAAAAUAAUAAUCACCAUAGAAAUAAUGAUGAUAACUGUGUGAAUGAUGAUCCAUAUAGAAAUAAUGAUAACUGUAUGAAUAAUGAAAAACAAAAUUUUGAAAAUGAUCCAGAAGUGCUGAGAAAUGUAGAUUAUGUAUUAAUUGUAUCACAAUAUUCACAAAAAGAAGAAUUUAAUUUUACUCUAAAAGUUUUUAGUCAUACUCAUUUAUCCUUAUAUGAAAUACCUCCUUUAUUUCCUGAUAAUUAUUCAUCAUUAUAUUUUAAAGGUAAGUGGACGAAUAAAAGUGCAGGUGGUUGUUCUAAUAAUUUGUGGUCUUAUUUUAGAAAUCCUCAUGUACGUUUAUAUGUUCCAGAAUGUACAAGAUUUUAUAUUUUCUUAGAAUGUUCUCAAGAACAUUCAGUUAAUUUAAGAAUAUUUAAAGGAAAUACAUCCUCACCUAGAUCUUUAAAAAAAGGAGAUAUAAUAUCUAGUGGUCCAUAUAAAGCUGGAUGUUGUUAUAUAGAAUGUACUUUAGAAAGUGGAAUAUAUUGUCUCAUGCCUUCAUUAUAUAGAGCUAAUGUUACAGGUAAUUAUCAAAUAUGUAUACAUUAUCCAAAUAAUAAAGAGAAACCGAUUUUGUAUUUUAUUCCUUAUUCUUAUAUUGUACCACCUUUUUCAUUUUUUAAAUAUGAAUUGGUACAUUUAUAUUCUUUAAAAAAUUAUUCCGUCAUUUUAUUUCAUACAACAUGUAUGACAUUAUUAUCUUUAAGAAUUACAUUUUUUCAAAAUAUGGAUAUUAAAGGAAUACCGUUUGUUAAUAUAUAUAAAAGAAUAAGUGACUCAAAUAAGACAACAGACGAUUGUGAAAGUGGAAAUAUUGUAAAAAAUAAUUCAUUCAUAACAUCUAUUACUUAUAAUAAUUCUAUAUAUAAAUUAAUUGAAAAAUGCAAUAUUCAUGGAAAUACAGGAAAUGAUGUUCUUCCACUUUCAACAUGUGCCUAUGAUUACUAUAUAAAAUUUAAUUCCGUAUUAAUACCUUUAGUAGAACUAGAAAAAGAACAAGCUUCUUAUCUAUUACUUAUAACUACAAAUAUAAAAGAUGAUAUUCUCUAUAACCAUGAAACUCAUUUUAUAUCAGACAAGCAAAUUUUUGUGGAUAAAUUUUAUCCACCCCAAUAA
Messenger RNA from Plasmodium adleri (nom. inval.), 6069 nucleotides. RefSeq names its product calpain. Gene Ontology annotation, biological process: proteolysis. Lineage: Eukaryota; Apicomplexa; Aconoidasida; Haemosporida; Plasmodiidae. The record is from RefSeq and is a predicted model, not a curated record. Gene Ontology annotation, molecular function: calcium-dependent cysteine-type endopeptidase activity. The coding region runs from base 1 to 6069 and encodes 2022 amino acids. The transcript has a single exon.